AUGUUAAGGCAACCUUCGAUACUUUCGUAUGAAGAUGUAGGUCACCAGGUUAUAUGGAACAAUAAAAAUAUUACUGUCCAAAAGAUCUCACUUUUCGAAAAACACUUGCUUUCUAAAGGAAUUGUUACGAUCGGUGAUCUCAUUUCUGACACUGGAAUCUUCUUAAAGGGUGUGAAGGUAUUACAUGCAAAUUUAUCUCCGAUACCACAUUUUAGGUUAAUGAGAGUCGUGGACGCCAUUCCUCGUGACUGGAGGCGUAUUAUUAGACCAAGCGCUCAACAUCUCCCUUCUCAUACAGAUGACAUAAUUUACUUGAAAUUAGAAAAUUCUGAUGUAAUGGUAGCAAAAAUCACUUCCAAAUCACUUAAUAACGCGUUUAAAAGCAAAAAGCAUAUCCCUCCAACUGCGCGAAAAAAGUUCGAUGAAAAAUUUCCACAGUUUCCGUUUGACUGGAAGAAUAUAUACUCCUUGCCUUUUACCGUCACAAUUGAAACUUAA
This is a messenger RNA of Pocillopora meandrina, 498 nucleotides long. Lineage: Eukaryota; Metazoa; Cnidaria; Anthozoa; Scleractinia; Pocilloporidae. The record is from the annotation of a GenBank genome assembly.